UUACAAGAAUAUGUUUUCUCCAACAGAAGGAAGAUAUUGAAGCUGCUCUUCGUAACAAUAACAUGGGCCUGGAUGACACCUUGAUGGAGCUCAGCAACCGUGGCAUAGCAGGCAUGGGAGGAAGUAGUGCAGGGGAUGCUUGGCGUAACCCACCUCUGGAGGAGCAUGCUCCCUUCGACCUCACCAACCCCAACUUCCAGCAACGCUUUCCACCAGCACCACACCACUUGCCCUUCACCAAUCAGCAGGGUAGCUCUGGCAAUUCUCCACAUGUACGUGCUCUGAUGCAGCACAUCCAGAUGGCAGUGCAGGCGGGCUACCUCAACCCCCAGAUCCUGAACCAGCCUCUAGCACCAACUACCCUCAUGCUUCUCAACAACAUGCUCUCGCAUAUCAACAUGCUUCAGAAAUUCACGCAGCAGCAGGCCAUAUGGCAGGCACAGGCUCACAUUAACAAGAACUCGUCACAGACUCUACUUUCGCUCAACGUCAGUAUUACCAAGACCAAACAGCAGAUCCAGAAUCUCCAGAAUCAGAUAGCUGCUCAGCAAGCUCUCUAUGUUAAGCAGCAACAGCAGCACCAACAUCACCAUCAGCAGCUCAACUCUCAUAUGACUGGCGGUCCCCCUGGCACCCAGAAUGAUUUCUUCAACAAGCCCAGUCUUCCAGAUCAGCUGUGUAGUAGCUUUGAUUUCCUGGCAGUCAACAAUAAUCCAGCUAUUAUCAAUGUUCAGCAACAGGGAAGCCGCUUGCACCAGUGGAAGUUGCCAUCCCUAGAAAACGAUGAACCCGACUUCAUUCGUGCACCUGGGGCUCCGGGAAAGCCUUCCAUGCCUCAGUCUCAGUCAUCUCCAAACCUGACACCUCUGCUCGGACCCUCUAACAGCACGUGGUCUCUGAACCGGACUUCUGAGUCUGGUUGGCCUGAAAGCAGCAGCGGAGGAAGUGUAGAUGUUGCUAACAAUCCUGGUGUAGAAAAGGUGGUGCCAAAUAUGGAUUCUCGGUGGGUCGCUUCGUCUCAAGCCAACGCGUCAGGGUCUUAUGGCCUUGAUAUCAAGCCAUUUGAACCAGGGAAACCAUGGAUGAUGAAAAACAUCGAAGACGACCCUAACAUUACCCCUGGCUCUGUGACACAGUCUCCUCUGGCCUUGGGAAUAAAGGAAUCGGUCGACUUGUUAUCCUCAAUCAGCAAGACUUCCACCACUAACACUGCUUCAGACAUGGCUGGACCUCUUACCUCUUUCUCCCUCACUUCGAACACCUGGAGCUUCAAUCCUGGACCCGGCCACCACGCCGCAAACUCUCCGUUGUCAGGUGACAGCAAGUUGAGCAGUGGGACCAAUGGCAAAAGUGGGUCAGCUUGGAAUGAAUCUAGCCAAGGUGGAAGUAAUAACCUGGCUUCUGAACUCUGGGGAGCUCCAGGGAACAAGCUGCGGGGACCACCACCAGGAAUGAGUGUAGGAAGCAGUAACAACAAGAUUGGUGUAGGGGUCAGUGGAGGGUCAUGGGGUGCCCUUGGCAGAUCCACAUCAUGGUCAGGGGAGCAGCAGAGGAACCCCCCAAAUAGUGCCUUACAUUCUGCUGCAGUUGUAGCUGCCUCAGGAGCCUGGACCAACUCCCAGCUCCCCUCCCAGCUGCCCUCCACCUGGCUAAUCCUUAGGAACCUUACACCUCAGAUUGAUGGUUCCACCCUGAAGACACUGUGCAUGCAGCACGGGCCGCUGGUCAACUUCUACCUAUCUCUCAACCACGGCUUUGCUCUCGUCAACUACGGCUCACGAGAGGAGGCUGCCAAGGUACAAAACUCUAACCUUAAGCUGCGAUCUAAAAAUCAUACUUGUAUAUAUGGCCAAAGUCUUAAAAAAAAAAGUAAAAAAGAAAGAGAGAGGAGAAAAAAAUACAAACAUAAAUCCGAAAUACCUUGAAGCAGCCCAUGCUUG
Penaeus vannamei (Pacific white shrimp) is the source of this 1940-nucleotide messenger RNA. The record is from RefSeq and is a predicted model, not a curated record. NCBI's taxonomy places the organism in Eukaryota, Metazoa, Arthropoda, Malacostraca, Decapoda, Penaeidae.